UACCACUGGAGAAACUGCCCGAUGAAGCACGUCAGUAUCGCGCUGUUGUUAGUCUGUUGUGUGGCGGUAACACACGGAGGUUGGAAGUCAUGGCUGGCGAAGGCGGCACGGAACAAGAUGGCCCAGGACCUGUCGGGCGGAGCCGUGUGUAACUGGUGCUUCCUGUGUGGGGAGGGCUCCAUCCAACAGUACAGCAAAUACAGGUUGUCGCGACAGAUUUGCCAAAUGUGCGGAGAGGACUGUGGCUCACAAUCAUCAUCAUCAUCAUCGCUAGUCCCGUCUACGGACGCCCCACUCUGUAACACCACUUGUGCACAAGAACUGCUGGAUUUCCCGGCUAUGAACGCCACCAUGUCAGCCAUGAUGGGUGAGAUGACGGACCCUGCCGAGAUGGGGAUGGAUGACGUCAUGGAACAUCUACAGGAACUGGAGGAUCUCGAGCCGACGUGCGGUGCGCAGACCCUCCACUGGCGGCUGACGGGGCCGCGUGUCAUGUUGGAGUACAGCGGCGGAGACCAGAGGAUGACGCUGGGGUUUUCGGAUGAAACUCUGGACGGCCUACUGGAGGACCCCGACUUUACAGAUGAGUGUCCCAAGCUGAUGUCCAAGAUGGCUGACUGUGGCGCGAUGGAGGAGGUUGCUGCGCAGUUCCCGUCCAUGAUGUCGGACAUGAUGUCAGACAUGGUGCCCGACUGUCACGUCAUGGUCAACAACUUCACCUGUACAGACGACAUGCAACUCACACAGGCGGGCGAUACCAUGAUGGCGAUGGGGGAGAACUGGGCCAUAAAAAACUACCCCUGCACGCUGGAGUACACUCCUGUUGUGAGGAGGGGGUAUUGGCGGUGGAUCAUCGUCAACGGGAGACCGCUAAGGGUGAAAAUACAGAUCAGAUUUGCUUGAAAACACAUUUACUGCAAAGAAACACCAUUUUUCCAUCAUACGAUGUACCAAUACGUCACCACAGACCCUGUGUCAGCCCGUGUUAAAACUUUGCUUUGGAUGACACAGUUCUCUUUCGUCAUCUAGUCUGUAACUUCUCUGAUAAAAUUACCUUCUCCCAUUCACCCAAAACAAUGUACGGAAUGGCACUUUAAAGUAGGAAACAAUCUUGUUUAUUGUCACACUGAAGGGUAAACGUGAAUGUGAAGUACAACACAGAACUGCCACCUAGCGGUAGAGAACAUUCUUACAACCAAAAACCACAUCUUCAAGAACCUCAUGUAGGCUUCCCAUCUUUUCUGGUGUGAAAAUAUGGCUGUGUUAUCUUUUUUGAGAGUAAUUAUAGAUGUAUUACAGAUUGAUAGAGUAGCACACAUUUUGCUACAGAAACAAAUAUCUUAGGGGAUACCCUUUCCAUAUCCAAUGCUAUGUACAAAUCAUGGGCUGGUAUAAAACUCAGGAAUACAUGUAGCUUCUUUGAAAACCAAUGGUAUUAGUCUAGUCCUUGUAGACAAAAUCCAUGAUUAGUGUAUCUUCUUUACAAUGCACAUCUGGAACAAAACAGUCUAUCUACAAAUUGUGACUCAAAGAAAAUUCUGUUCAAACUCUCAACUAGCUGCACCAUACUGUUAACAUCAACACAAUCCCUACAAAAUGAAACACAUUCAACAACACUAAGUCUUGCCAUCGAGACUGUAACUGUGACAUAAAAAGUCUUCAGGAUAUAUUCUACAGUAGAAAAUCACUCAAGAUAGAAUUUGCACUAUCUACAUGUGAAACUGUUGUUAACACAUAGCUGGUAAUGAUUGGGUGGCAUGCUAUGUAUGCCAGUUGGUUUUUAUUUUAAGCCUAUGUUCCGGAGUAGUUCAGAAAUGCUAAACAGAUAUUUGCAUUUUGACACAGAGAAUUGGUUGCUUACAGGGUCUAAGCCAAUAAAUGUACCAA
Molecule: messenger RNA, 1887 nt
Organism: Branchiostoma belcheri (Belcher's lancelet)
Lineage: Eukaryota; Metazoa; Chordata; Leptocardii; Amphioxiformes; Branchiostomatidae
Exons: 5
Coding region: 22-903 (293 amino acids)
Source: RefSeq, a predicted model, not a curated record